Triticum urartu is the source of this 2001-nucleotide messenger RNA. The record is from RefSeq and is a predicted model, not a curated record. Lineage: Eukaryota; Viridiplantae; Streptophyta; Magnoliopsida; Poales; Poaceae.
GAGUGACUACGUGAGAUACCGUUUCAUUUUUCAGAAACGUCCCUGUAGUUUAGUACAUUCAACCCGCAGCCCUCAAAUCAUACAUCACGCCACGAUCCCCUUCCUGUCCCCCACGCACGGGCGGUCGCCGCCGGCGUCGCCGCCGCCGCCUUCCUCGCUGAGUCCGCGGCCGAAAUCCACGCAGGGAGAAGAGGUAUCCAUCCCUUCGACGCCUUCCUCUCCCUCAAGCCUCGACCUCGCCGGCAGCCCUCCUCCCGUCCCAAGUCCAGGAGACGCAUGGGAACGGCGGCGGUGGCGAGGCGUCUCGCGCGCACGGACACCCCCACCCUACGCCCGCUCUUGCGCGCUGCCCUGCGAGGUUUAAGGCAUCGCGCCUGCUGCGCUCCCUUGUGGCGAUGAUGUGGCUUACUGCUGCCAUACAGCGCCUCAUCGAGGAGUAGAGCAGCUGCCCCAUGCCAGCCAAGAUCUUCCAGAUCCUCUCCACCUACCACCGUCAUUGCAGGAGGACUUUAACGAGUGGUCACCAAGAAGCUGCCCCAAAUCCUACAAAAGGCUCAGUUUAAUUGUGUGAUUGCUGAGUGGUCCAGUGAGUAGUGCUUCUAUAAGCAAGGGAAUGAUAGAAUGAUGCACGAUUCUACAGUUCAACAGAAAGUUGUUCAAGUGAAAAUUCAGAGGAACAUGUGGAACAAAAGACAUGGUAUAAAAAGGAAAGGAAAGACUAAACAGUACAAUGAUGCAGAUGAUGGCUACAGAUAUGGACACUUGUAUACAUACGGGAUGUGGGAUGUUUCCUCCGUCAAUGCCGUCCUUUAAUCCAGUUAAUGAUGCUGAAGUUUUCAAUGGCUUUGGCACCACAUACAUAUGGGAUGUUUCCUCCGUCAAUGGCUCAAUACUGUCCUUUAAUCCAGUUAAUGAUGCUGAAGUUUUUAAUGGCUUUGGCAUGCAAAGCCAUCCAAAUGUGGAAAAUAGAUCUGUUGGUUGCAAUGAGGGAGUUGUAUAUGAAGAAGCUCUACAGCAUAUCAGUCAAGAAACAAAGGAAGAAGAUCUGUCUCAAGCGGGAUUUAAUCGAUGGAGUUCCGCUGCUAAAGGACGUGAGAGGCAGUCCCAUCAUUGGAAGUUUACUGUUUGAAUCACAGGGAUCUGGAUUACAUAAGCACAUACUUUACUGAAUUCUAUAGUUCUAUUCGUUGGCACAUCGGUUGAUCAGUUUUGAGGUAAAGCGAAGUUGUUAUCCGAAAAAUACUUACCUACUUUAGGAAGGUCCAAAUAGAAAAAAUGUUGGUUUUCAGGUAUGCUAGCAUUCAAAUCUACUUCGGACACCAGAUCACACAUCAAAAUUUUGAUACCUGAAAUGGUAGCUUCAGAAGAAGGGUGUCAAAAUAGAUUCAUGGUCUCUUUGCUUAGUUCUAUGCUUCUCAAAAUGCUUUAGUAUAUGCCCAUAAUAUCAUAGUACGAAUUGUUCUAUGAGCAGUUUCCUUUGUCUACCAUCAGGGAUAGUAAUUCAUUCGGUAAUCUGAUAUGUAUAUGUUCUGCAUUUCUGACUGAAAUAAUGGUAAGUUUGGCUUUGGCAAUUGGUGUGUGUAGUUUUUUCAGUUGAUAUAAUUUGAUCAUGCUGAAGGCAAGAUAUACAUCAUGGUUACUUCAGGUAGCUUAAAGGGUGUGGGUCAGUGUUAAAUGUGAAAUAGCUUUACCGGGCAAGUUGUUUCACUUCUUUACAUUCAAGAGUUAAACCAGGGACGAAGCACAAUCAGACACUCUGUUUUUGCAAAAUAUUUUCUACCUUCCUCUGUCGUUGAAGUGUAUUGGCUUUCUUUCUUACAAUACAAAACUGAAAAGUAUUGUUUAAUAAACUAUAAUCGAAUUUUUCUAAGGUGGCGAUGAGAAAAAUUGUGAACAAGAUAGAACACACUCAGUAUGGUACCUGUGUUUCUUAAUCAAGGUCCUGAAUUUAGCUUGACGAACUAUCAAUUCAAAUAGAUCAUAGAACAAUGGUUAUAACUU